Molecule: messenger RNA, 1530 nt
Organism: Lindgomyces ingoldianus
Lineage: Eukaryota; Fungi; Ascomycota; Dothideomycetes; Pleosporales; Lindgomycetaceae
Product: MFS multidrug transporter-like protein
Exons: 6
Coding region: 1-1530 (509 amino acids)
Biological process (GO): transmembrane transport
Cellular component (GO): membrane
Molecular function (GO): transmembrane transporter activity
Source: RefSeq, a predicted model, not a curated record
AUGUCAAGGACCGGGCUAGCUUUGUUCAUCGUUCAAACAGAGUCAUCCGUCACUAGUACUACAAUUGUUUCUAUCACGAAUGAUUUGGGCGGAUUUCAGGGCAGUUCGUGGGUCUUCACGGCAUAUCUCCUGACCUACGGAGGCUUUCCUAUCAUUAUUUCAAGACUCUCCGAUAUCUUUGGGCGGAAACAAGCCUUGUUAGCAUGCCUUCUCAUUUUCAUCGUCUUCUCGGGGGCAUGCGGCGCUUCGCAGUCUAUCCUGCAACUCAUCAUGUUUCGGUGGAUCAAAGGGAUAGGCGCUAGCGGGAUCACCGCAAUCGCUACUCUCUACGGGUUUGAGCUCAGACCUCCAGACAAAUGGGCUAGUUACGGAGCCAUUAUCAGCUUCACCAUAACGAUAUCGUUGGCGGUCGCACCCAUCAUAGGAGCUGCUUUCGCGCAAAUCGGCCAAUGGAGGUGGGCAUUCCUAAUGAAUGUUCCAAUAGGGGUGACGACAAUCAUUAUACUGUUAUUUGCUAUGCCAAACAGGCUUGUACUUGAACCAGCGGCUGCGCCCCCCCUUCGAGAUUCCGCUGGGACCACUCUUAAGCGGUAUCACAGCUUGUUUCGGCUCGACUUUCUUGGAGUCUUCACGCUCCUGGGCGCUUCUGUCUUCAUAACUGCCGCACUACAGCAGGCCGCCAAAGGGGAGUCUUGGGAAUCGGCCCAGGUGCUUGCUCCUCUUAUCCUAGCACCAAUUUUCCUACUAGCAUUCUUGCUUUGGCAGUGGCGUGUAACGUCCCAGGACAAAGGCAUCAACCCCAUACUUUCGUGGAAUCUCCUUACCAAUAGAAUAUUCUUAUCAGUGAUGGCUAAUUCAUGGCUGGCCGGUGCCAUUAUGACCGUUACCAUUAUUCAAAUUCCGCAGCGUUUCGUCCUCGUAAACGGCCUCUCGCCUAUGGCCGCAGGAGUUCGCCUUCUCCCUUUUACCACGGUGAUGGCAUCCUCGUCUGUCUUAGCCUCCAUCAUUACUAGCAAGGCCAAGAUUCCCGUCGUCAAUGUAUUGAUCUUCGCGGGUCUUCUCAUGAUUGCUGGGACUGUAGGCCUCUCCCAAACACCUGUCUCCCCAGCUAUAUGGGGCCCACAGUACGGAUUUCAGAUCUUAGCCGGGGUUGGAGUAGGAAUCUUCAACGUGAUGGUGAUUUUGCUCCCGCCGUACAUUGUUGAGAGGCAAUAUCUCGCUGUGGCCAAUGGAGCAAUGAUUCAAAUGCGCAUUCUAGGCGGCGCUCUCGCACUGGCAAUCACCACGUCUGCAGCCAGUCCCUCCCUUCGGCACAAUCUUUUGAAAGUUCUGAGUCCGCAAGAAGCCGCAACUUUCUUGGAUCGAACAGAGACUAUUGCUAUACUCUCGCCAACGAAGCAAGCUGCCGUUCGCGAGAUUAAUGGCAAAUAUUAUGAUCUUCAGAUGAAUGUUAUGAUUGGGUUUGCAGUGGCAUCGGUGUUUUUUAGCGUACUACAGUGGCAGAAAAAGCCAAUCAUCCUCAAGGGAUAA